AACUCAUUGCAGAAAAGGAUAAACUCAUUGCAGAAAAGGAUAAAUUCAUUGAAGAAAAGGAUAUACGCAUUGCAGAAAAGGAAACACAGCUGAAAGAUCUCAAGAGCCAAUUGCUGCAACAGGAGAUGCAAAGUCUCCAAGAAUUAUCGCGGGUCAAGGUCAUAGCCAACAACCGAGCUCUGAUUGAGAACGCCAUGCAACAGUACAAGAGCGACUUGUCUCUCACGAAAGGUUUGGAGAUGUUUGUGAACGAGCAUUUGUUGACUGUAGGCCGUGACAAAACGACAUUGAGUAUGUAUGGCAGAGAAGUCUGUAAUAAGCUGCGAAACUUUGGCUUCGCAGCGAAGGAAGACUUUGUUCAGAAAGAACUUAAAAACCUCAUACACGAGAUCUCAAAACCUUUACACAGACCGCACGUAUCGGGUAAGAUUUACACAGGGUAUGUGGUUGGAGGGGAACCGCCGCUUGCAGAAGCGCUUGCGAUCGUGAUCUCAAAACUUCAAGAAUGCAAGUUCGUGAAAAACCUGGAUGUCCUGCUGGUCGAUGGGGAAGGGAAAUGCAAGUGCGUGCUGAGUAAUGGAGACAUCGUUGAAUACGGUGAAGCGUAGUCUACGAUCUACAUGUCGUUAUCAACGUGAUGUAUUGCUUUCUGCCAGUGAAUGAGCCGGUUCCUCCCCUUUGAGAAGCCGACGCAGCCUCUUCGGGAUUUUUUUGCAUAUAAACG
Guillardia theta CCMP2712 is the source of this 724-nucleotide messenger RNA. RefSeq lists its product as hypothetical. Lineage: Eukaryota; Cryptophyceae; Pyrenomonadales; Geminigeraceae. The record is from RefSeq and is a predicted model, not a curated record. The transcript has a single exon. The coding region runs from base 126 to 608 and encodes 160 amino acids.